This is a messenger RNA of Hylaeus volcanicus, 1359 nucleotides long. Its product is annotated as N-acetylgalactosaminyltransferase 6-like. Gene Ontology annotation, cellular component: Golgi apparatus. NCBI's taxonomy places the organism in Eukaryota, Metazoa, Arthropoda, Insecta, Hymenoptera, Colletidae. The record is from RefSeq and is a predicted model, not a curated record. The transcript has 2 exons. The coding region runs from base 1 to 1359 and encodes 452 amino acids.
AUGAAAUCUACAUGUGAUAGACGCGUUCAAAUACUCUUAAUAUGUUUAAUUCUUAUUUAUUGCUUUUACGUUUUAACGGAUUUUUUCGUUUUUGAAUUAAAACGAACUCAGGAGUUGAAAAGGGGAAUAUUUGUAUUGCCCCAAGAAAUUACAAUUUUAUAUGAAAAAGAUAUUAAGGAACCUAAUGGUAAAGGUUUUCGAGUACUUAAUACAAAUGUUUUGACCCAGCAGUUUAGAAAACUUAUACAAAAUGAAACGAAUAGUACAAACACUUAUUAUCAUGGCUUUUUAGGAAGAGAUCCCAUUACAGGUGACAAGUUAUGGAAAGAAGUACCUUACCCUGAUUUUAAUAAAAGUUUUAAAGAGAAUAUUGAAGCACAUAAAGGAUAUGCGUUUAAUUACCGUAAAAGCGAUAGCCUACCACUCGACCGAAAUACUCCAAAUUUGUCAAGUAAAGAAUGCUAUUUAAAAAAAUAUGCAAAUAACUUACCCAAGGCAUCUGUGAUUAUUAUUUUUCAUAAUGAACUUUUAUCCGUUUUAUUACGUUCUAUUCAUAGCGUUUUGAAUUACUCACCACCUUCCUUAUUAAAGGAAAUUAUUCUUGUCGAGGAUAAAAGUAACAAGACAUCACAUCCAUGGUUAUUUGAUACGUUGGAUACUUAUGUCCAAGAUUUACCUAAAACGAGACUGUAUCAUCUGAACAAACGGCAUGGACUCAUGGGUGCCCGAAUAUACGGAGCUAAAAAGGCAAUUGCCCCUGUAUUAGUAUUUUUUGAUUCCCAUAUUGAAGCAAGCUUUCAAUGGUUAGAACCUUUAUUAGAAAUAAUACACGAAGACAACAAAACUAUAGCCACACCAUUGAUUCGUGUCAUUGACUCCCAAAAUUUCGACUUUACUAAGGAUAAUUUAAAUGCUAUUAGUUUCACUUGGUCUCUAGGUCAAAAGCCUUUAAAUCCAAAACUAGAAUCGACACCUCUGAUAAGUCCUGCUUUAGCUGGUGGACUUUUCGCAAUAGAACAUGAAUGGUUUAAAAGUAUAGGCUAUUAUGAUAAGGAGUUAAAGUAUUAUGGUGGAGAAGAGAUGGAGUUAGGUUUUAAAACAUGGAUGUGCGGUGGUCGUGUUCUAGUUCAUCCCUGUUCGAAUGUUGGACAUGUUUUUCGUUCACCAGAUUAUUGGUCAGAACAAGUUUACUUUGUAUCAUAUGAGGAAAUCAAACGUAAUAAAUUAAGAGUAGCUCAUGUAUGGAUGGAUGAAUAUGCGAAUUUGGUUGAAAAACUUAAUGGACCAUUGGCUUUACCUUUAGGCUCCAUUGCUGAAGCUUUUUCUAUUCGAAAAAAAUUAAACUCUGAGUCCGACUAA